AUUAGUAAUCUGUGGAGAUUUUUGAGGUUAUAUUCAUAGCUGCAGGGAUUAGGUUAUGUUAUCAUAUAAAAUUAUGCUUCAACAAACAUUGAGGAAAUUAUGAAUAGAUUAUACUAUUAUUUUUAAAAGUAAGACUGCCUUUGAUGGAUUCUUCAUCAGAAAAUAGUUUUGCAUGGACAGAUACUUCAAGUGACAGCUUCAAUAGUGCCUCAAUGGCUGGCGAAAACGAGAAUGUCGAGGGUACAAAUAUCGAAAAUAGAAAGAAGAAAUCCAGAAAGUCGUCUCUUACAAAUGACUUGGAGUUACAGUCGAAAGUUGAGAUCAAGGAAGAAACAGAGUAUUGCGUAAACAAGAGCAAUGGUAAGGACAAGAAGAAAAAAAUUAAGAUUGAACCAGACAGUGAAAAUGAAAAAGGUGAAGGUAAAAAGAAAUCUACCCAGUUAGAACAUAAUGGACACUCUCAUGAAACGUCAUCAUACGACGAGGCUUACCUUGAUAUGAAAGUGAAACAAGAAGAAGUAUCAUCUUCUAGCAAACAUAAAAAGAAAAAAAAGAAGCGAACAUCAAGUAUAGAUUCAACAAGUUUACCAAAGUCGAACGAUAACAGUCAUAUAAAUUCUAGUAGUGAAACAUGUACUGAUAAUAUUGCUUUGAAACAGGAAAGUGACUCAGAAAUCAGCAAGUCUAAGAAAAAGAAGAAAAAAUCUAAGAAAAGAUAUGAUAGUGAUAAUGAUGAUGUUCAACAAAAUAUGGACAUUGAUGAAAGUGACAAUAGAAAGGAAAAAACAUAUAGUAAACACAAUGAAACAUACACUUCAGCAGUUGAUAAUGAUACAUUACACAAUGAAAGUGAUGAAAGUGGCUGUGAUGAGAUAUCUGCCAUUAAAUGUGAUGAUAGUCAUUCUCUUCACACUAUUUCAUUCAUUAACAAGAGCAUAGACGACGAAAUCACAGAGAUUAAUCAUAACAGCAGCUUGAUCUCUAAACUGGAUAAGAAAAGUAACCCAGAGCCAGAAUCCAAUAAAACGUCAGUAGUAAAUAAGCGAACACAGAGCAUAUCUGAUAGAAUACGCUUUGAAGAUGACGAGGACACAAAUAUUGAGUCUAGUCAGCUGGUGCAUGACGACUCUUUCAAUAAUAAGAAACCAUCAAAACUUAAACAAUUCCUUAAAGCAAAUCCUAACUUAAAACUGAUCACUGAAACAUUCAAUAAUAAUAAAAAUCUCACCCAAGAUGAUGAAAUCUGGAUUUUAAAGUGUCCAAAAAAUAUUAAUAUAGUUGAUUUUCAAGAUACAACUUUAAAUAUCUUUGGAAAAUGCAAAAUUAAAGUUGGUGGCCAAGCUUAUGAAGGCAGUGCAGAAGAACAAUCAGGCACAUUAUCGCUGCUCACAAUGGAACACAGCAGUUCCAAAAUAAAAAAUGUGCCACUUAGCGGGAUCAUCAAUAUGCGCAAGAGGAUCCCUAAAGCACACUUCCAAGAUGACAGCAUCAUGAUCAACAAUCAGACAAAUUUUAUACCAUUACCAGACACAAAAUGCCGUCACCCUCUUUUUGGGUCUAAUUAUAAGAAAGCCUUAAAAAUACCUGCUGCAAUAGCAGAGCGUUUAAGUGUGCAACAAAGUGAAAAAUCUAGGACUGAAAAGAAGAAGAAGAAAAACAAAAAAGAUAAAAGCUUAUCAGAACAUGUAAGUCCAGAAGAGCAGAGUGACGUUAUAAUGAAGCCAGACCCAGACAACUCGUUAACUAAAUUGGAAAAGAAAAAAAAGAAACGAAAAAUAACAGAUGAUGAGGACCCUGUGCCAAAAAAAAUAAAACGAGUUAAACAUGACCCUGAAUCAGCUGAAGCAUGGGAGUCUGAGAAAGCGAUUGAGGAGAAUCUUUUUAAUUUUUGAUAAAUGUACAUAUUAAAAUGUU
Helicoverpa armigera (cotton bollworm) is the source of this 1914-nucleotide messenger RNA. RefSeq lists its product as uncharacterized. NCBI's taxonomy places the organism in Eukaryota, Metazoa, Arthropoda, Insecta, Lepidoptera, Noctuidae. The record is from RefSeq and is a predicted model, not a curated record. Gene Ontology annotation, biological process: transcription by RNA polymerase I. Bases 144 to 1892 code for a protein of 582 amino acids. The transcript is spliced from 2 exons.